This is a messenger RNA of Ixodes scapularis (black-legged tick), 795 nucleotides long. RefSeq names its product transmembrane protein 45B-like. The transcript has a single exon. Bases 1 to 795 code for a protein of 264 amino acids. NCBI's taxonomy places the organism in Eukaryota, Metazoa, Arthropoda, Arachnida, Ixodida, Ixodidae. The record is from RefSeq and is a predicted model, not a curated record.
AUGGUGAAAACUGACGCAUUUUAUGUGCAUCUACUGGGCGGAACAUUCAUCCUGUCACUAGCAACAUUGUGGAUGUUUCGCGCGUGGCGCCGUUACGCCAUCGACCGACUCCGCAACGCCAAGCACGCCGGCCCUUCAGCCCACGUGAUCGCUACAUUACAGCAAGCUGUAUGGUUCGAAGGGGUCUUCAAGGUGGUCGUGGCUUCGAUCGGCAUGGGCAUUCAGGUCUUCAAGGGUACAGAAAACGGUCGCAUCGCACACAUGGAAAAUAUCCAACAUGCAUGCAUGUACUCCGUUUACAUCCCGAGUGGAAUCCUAGAUGUCCUGAGUUGCAAGGAAACCUUGGUUCCUCGAGGUGCCAACCGUGCCGUCCUCCUGUUGGCGUUCUUUGUAGAAGUACUGGUCUUCCAUUCACACCUGGACGGAAGACCACCUUUGGACACGUUGAUGCAUGGACUCAUUAUCUACACGGUGGUAGCGAAGGCGGCCUGCCUCUGCUUCGAGAUGAUUCUGGAGGACAGUGUCCUGGCUCCUCUGGGAACAGCUUUCUUCGGAGCUGUCCAGGGAUCCUGGGUCUUGCAAAUUGCCUUCUCUCUUGUCAGCCCUGACUUCGACUCUUGGCAACACAAUCACCAGAACGUUAAGUACGCUGUGGCUUUGUUUACGUGGCACAUGGAGGGAGCAUUGCUUUUCCUUGCCCUGAUUGGAGUCUUGACGUGGCUGUGCUACGUCGGGUCUCACAUCCCAAGACAGAAGGUUGAUUUCCCUUACAUGCCAGUAAAAAGCCAGAUAUAA